Messenger RNA from Perca fluviatilis (European perch), 4194 nucleotides. Its product is annotated as NACHT, LRR and PYD domains-containing protein 3-like. Gene Ontology annotation, molecular function: protein binding. NCBI's taxonomy places the organism in Eukaryota, Metazoa, Chordata, Actinopteri, Perciformes, Percidae. The record is from RefSeq and is a predicted model, not a curated record.
GUCAGUCUGCCCAGCAGCAUCAAACACACCUGGGCUCCAUCUUUAUGCUGCUGGAGGAAAACAUCUUCACUUUUGUGAAGAACGAGCUGAAGAAGAUUCAGAAGGUUCUGAGUCCAGAUUACCCAGAAUGCUCAGAGAGUCAGAGGGAGGAUGUGGAUGAAGAGCAGAGGAGGAGCAGAGAGGCAUUUCUGAAGAUCACAUUGCACUUCCUGAGGACAAUGAAGCAGGAGGAGCUGGCUGACUGUCUGCAGAGCAGAAGUCACUCUGGAGUUUGUAAGCAGAAACUCAAAUCUCACCUAAACAAGAAGCUCCAGUGUGUGUUUGAAGGGAUUGCUAAAUCAGAAAACCCAACCCUUCUGAAUCAGAUGUUCACAGAGAUCUACAUCAUGGAGGGAGGGACUGCAGAGGUCAAUGAUGAACAUGAGGUCAUACAGAUUGAAACAGCAUCUAGGAAACCAGACAGACCAGAAAUAACAAUCAGACAAGAAGACAUCUUUAAAGCCCCACCUGGAAGAGAUAAACCAAUUAGAACAGUGAUGACAAAGGGAGUGGCUGGCAUCGGGAAAACAGUCUUAACACAGAAGUUCACUCUGGACUGGGCUGAAAACAAAGCCAACCAGGAAAUCCAGUUCAUAUUUCCAUUCACUUUCAGAGAGCUGAACAUGCUGAAAGAGAAAAAGUACAGCUUGGUGGAACUUGUUGAUCACUUCUUUAGUGAAACCAAAGAAGCAGGAAUCUGUAGGUUUGAAGAGUUCCAGGUUGUGUUCAUCUUUGACGGUCUGGAUGAGUGUCGACUUCCUCUGGACUUCCACAACACUGAGAUCCUGACUGAUGUUACAGAGUCCACCUCAGUGGGUGUGCUACUGACAAACCUCAUCAGGGGGAAACUACUUCCCUCUGCUCGCCUCUGGAUAACCACACGACCUGCAGCAGCCAAUCAGAUCCCUCCUGAGUGUGUUGACAUGGUGACAGAGGUCAGAGGGUUCACAGACCCACAGAAGGAGGAGUACUUCAGGAAGAGAUUUACAGAUGAGGAGAAGGCCAGCAGAAUAAUUUCCUACAUCAAGACAUCACGAAGCCUCCACAUCAUGUGUCACAUCCCAGUCUUCUGCUGGAUCACUGCUACAGUUCUGGAGGAGGUGUUGAAGACCAGAGAGGGAGGAAAGCUGCCCAAGACCCUGACUGAGAUGUACAUCCACUUCCUGGUGGUUCAGUCCAAAGUGAAGAACAUCAAGUAUGACCAAGGAGCUGAGACAGAUCCACACUGGAGUCCAGAGAGCAGGAAGACUGUUGAGUCUCUGGGAAAACUGGCUUUUGAGCAGCUGCAGAAAGGCACCCUGAUCUUCUAUGAAUCAGACCUGACAGAGUCUGGCAUAGAUAUCAGAGCAGCCUCAGUGUACUCAGGAGUGUUCACAGAGAUCUUUAAAGAGGAGAGUGGACUGUACCAGGACAAGGUGUUCUGCUUCAUCCAUCUGAGUAUUCAGGAGUUUCUGGCUGCUCUUCAUGUCCAUCUGACAUUUUCCAACUCUGGAGUAAAUCUGCUGUCAGAAGAACAAUCAACAUCAACACGUUUCUACCAGAGUGCUGUGGACGAAGCCUUACGAAGUCCAAAUGGACACCUGGACUUGUUCCUCCGCUUCCUCCUCGGUCUUUCACUGCAGACCAAUCAGACUCUCCUAGGAGGCCUGAUGAAACAGACAGUAAGUAGCUCAGUGACCAAUCAGGAAACAGUGGACUACAUCAAGAAGAAGAUCAGUGAGAAUCUGUCUGCAGAGCGAAGCAUCAAUCUGUUCCACUGUCUGAAUGAACUGAAUGAUCAUUCUUUAGUUGAGCAGAUCCAAGAGGCCCUGAUAUCAGGACUCCUCUCAACAUAUAAACUGUCUCUUGCUCAGUUGUCAGCUCUUGUCUUCAUCUUACUGUCAUCAGAAGAAGAUCUGGACGUGUUUGACCUGAAGAAAUACUCGGCUUCAGAGGAGGCUCUUCUGAUGCUACUGCCAGUGUUCAAAUCCUCCAACAAAGCUCUACUGAGUGGCUGUCACCUGUCAAAGAGAAGCUGUGAAGCUCUGUCUUCAGUUCUCAGCUCCCAGUCCUCUAGUCUGAGAGAGCUGGACCUGAGUAACAACAACCUGCAGGAUUCAGGGUGGAAGCUGAUCUCUCAUGGACUGAAGAGUCCACACUGCACACUGGAGACUCUCAGACUGAGUGUCUGUAACCUGUCAAAGAGAAGCUGUGAAGCUCUGUCCUCAGUUCUCAGCUCCCAGUCCUCUAGUCUGAGAGAGCUGGACCUGAGUUACAAUGACCUGCAGGAUUCAGGAUUGAAGCUGAUCUCUGUUGGACUGAAGAGUCCACAUUGCACACUGGAGACUCUAAGGCUGAUUGGCUGUAACCUCUCAGAAAGAAGCUGUAAAGCUCUGUCCUCAGUUCUCAGCUCCCAGUCCUCUAGUCUGAGAGUGCUGGACCUGAGUAACAAUGACCUGAAGGACUCAGGAGUGACGAUGGUGUCUGAUGGACUGAAGAUUCCACACUGCAGACUGGAAACUCUCAGUCUCUCAGGCUGUCUGAUCUCAGAGGUAGGCUGUACUUUUCUGGCUUCAGCUCUGAGAUCCAAUCCCUCCCAUCUGAGAGAGCUGGACCUGAGCUACAAUCAUCCAGGAGACUCAGGAGUGAAGCUGCUUUCUACUUUACUGGAGGAUCCAAACUGGAGACUGGACACUCUCAGGGUGGACCAUGGUGGACCGCAGAGACUGAGACCUGGUGUAAGGAAGUAUGUCUGUGAACUGGAACUGGACACAAACACAGUACACAGAAAACUCAAACUGUCUGACAACAACAGGAAGGUGACAUAUGUGGAGGAGUAUCAGUCAUAUCCUGAUCAUCCAGACAGAUUUGACCACUCGGCUCAGCUGCUGUGUAGAAAUGGUCUGACUGGUCGCUGUUACUGGGAGGUUGAGAGGAGAGGAGAGAUUGAUAUAUCAGUGAGUUACAGAGGAAUUAGCAGGAGAGGAAACAGUCAAGACUCUAUGUUUGGAGGGAAUGAUCAUUCCUGGAGACUGCAGUGCUCUGAUGGUGGUUACUCUGUCUGGCACAAUAAGAGAAGAACACGCAUCUCCUCCUCCUCUUCUGACAGAGUAGGAGUGUAUGUGGACGUUCCUGCUGGCAUUCUUUCCUUCUACACAGUAUCCUCUGACUCACUGAUCCACCUCCACACCUUCAACACCACAUUCACUCAGCCUCUCUAUCCUGGGUUUUGGAUCUGGUCUGGUUCCUCAGUGUCUCUGUGUCCUGUGCAGGACUGAGAGUUUAUCCUGUGGACAGAAACACUGACUGAAGAACAGCUGCUGAAAUCAAAGUUCAAUCUGUCACCAUCACACCCUAUGCACUGUGAAGCAGAUCUGAUUUCAUUUCUUUCAUUAUCAACAUUCGACUACAAACACUUCAUCAUAUUUAACAUCUAAACAAUAAUGAACUAUCAAUGCUAACUAUUUCUUUUAUAUUUUGAAUUAUGCUGUAAUGUAAUGAAUGUAAUAGACCGAAUCACGGUGACGUCGCUCUAACACAAAAAGCUCUUCUGUGUAGACAAAUGGCCGUUGAUUUGAAUUGCAGAGAUUGUGAAAUUGGCAAACUUGUUCAUUUCUAUUGUCAUUUUCAGCCGUUACUUUUAAUGUUGAAAGAUGUAUAGUUAAACACAGAGGUCCCACCUAUGUGUGGUCUCUGCUGUUGCUUAUUUUCUGUACUGUUUUGCUUUGCUAGCAUCUUAAAUAAACCAAAUCUAGCGUUAGAAACCCCAACAUCUCUCUGUCGGUCAGACUGACUGCUAGUUUGGGUGGUGUCAUUUUCUUAAGUCUGUGGCCCAACAGGUAAAUAAACAUUAGUAAAAGUGUUGACAUAUGAAAGCAUCAAACAUGUAUUUUAGAUGAAGGGGAGGAGAGUAUAUCCAGUUGUUCCUUGUUCCUGUUUGCUCAGCGCCGUUAAAUUCUAAGUACGGGACGCAGAAGUUUUCUGCCCGGAACUUAUUGUAAACAAAUAUUGUUAUUGGAUCUAUACUGUCAUUAAUUUAAAACGUGGAUUUUCUUUUUAAACAUUCAUAUUUUCUUUUGAGGGCAGUCAAAUGAUUUCUGUUUCCCAAUCCUAUUUCAUGGCUCACCUGAUCCAUUUCCUUUGCUCUUCAUUCAAAUACUAUGAAAAGCUAUGAAC